Hansenula ciferrii is the source of this 393-nucleotide messenger RNA. RefSeq lists its product as uncharacterized. The record is from RefSeq and is a predicted model, not a curated record. The transcript has a single exon. Bases 1 to 393 code for a protein of 130 amino acids. Lineage: Eukaryota; Fungi; Ascomycota; Saccharomycetes; Phaffomycetales; Wickerhamomycetaceae.
AUGUCUGAAGCAACUGAUUACAUUGUACCGGAUCAUGAAAGUGAUGUACCAGAUAUCGGCCAACAAGGUACAGCAUAUAUUCCACCUGAUCAACUACAAACAAUCCAAUUGAUUGUCCUUUCUAUUAUAUUUGGAAAGCUCUCUUCAAUAUUCAUAGUUGAUACAAAUAUUCCCGAGGAAAUUAGACUAAUACCACUUUUGAUUUUGGUUUCUUUAACAAUAAUUAUUAUCGGUAAACGAUCUAAACUGGUUACCUCUGUGUUGGUUUUUUUGGUUUUAUGGUUGUUCCUCAAAUUGAUUGGUAUUGAAAUGGCAAGCUGUUUCUACAAGACAACAUUCGUCAAAGCAAAGGAAUGGCUGUUAUGGAAGCUAAUUAAGCUUUACUACCUAUGA